CCCUCGCCGCCGUCUUCUUCUUCCUUCCUUCUUCUUUACCACCAGUCUCCUCCGGUGGAGGCGAGCCACAGAGAGAGACGGCGAUGGCAUGGCUGGGGCGGACGGUGAAGCUUCUGCUGCUGCUGGUGGUCGCGGUGCUUGUGGCCUCCGCUUCUUCCCCCACCGCUGCGGCGGUGGCGGCGGGGCAGGAGGAGGAAAGAGUGAUCAGGCUGAAGCAAAGUGAUGAUGGUUAUUCCUACAAUCAUACGCUUGCUCAUAUUCUUGUCGAAUACGCAUCUGCAGUGUACACUUCUGACUUAACAUCACUUCUCUUAUGGACCUGUCCAAGGUGCAAAGGCCACACAAAGGGUUUUGAGGUGAUAGAGAUCAUAGUAGAUGUGGAGAACUGCUUACAGGCAUUUGUUGGAGUUGCGCCUGACCCUCGAUCAAUAAUCAUUGCAUUUAGAGGCACUCAACAGCACAGUAUCUCAAAUUGGAUCGAAGAUCUUUUCUGGAAGCAGCUUGAUGUGACAUACCCUGGCAUGCCGGAUGCUAUGGUCCAUCAUGGGUUUUAUACUGCAUAUUAUAAUACAACUAUGCGGUAUGAGAUCCUGAAGUCUAUUAAAUGGGCAAGAAAAACAUAUGGAGAUCUACCCAUAAAUGUUGUGGGACAUUCCAUGGGAGGGGCUUUAGCUUCGUUUUGUGCCCUUGAUCUAUCUGUUAAAUUUGGACCAAAGGCGGUUGAGCUCAUGACUUUCGGACAGCCCCGGAUAGGCAAUCCUGCUUUUGCUGUAUACUUUGGUGAACAAGUCCCAAGAACAAUCCGUGUGACCCAUCAGAAUGAUAUUGUGCCGCAUUUACCACCGUAUUAUUAUUACCUAGGUGAAUGGACAUACCACCACUUUGCUAGAGAGGUUUGGCUUCAUGAGAGCAUAGAUGGAAAUGUAGUUACUAGAAAUGAGACGGUAUGUGAUGAUUCUGGUGAGGACCCAACCUGUAGCAGGUCGGUCUAUGGGAUGAGCGUAGCAGAUCAUCUUGAGUACUACGGUGUCACACUACAUGCUGAUUCAAGGGGAACCUGUCAAUUUGUGAUUGGUGCAGCCAACUCAGUUUACAGCUACGUUCGUGAAGUUGAUGGAUCCAUCAUCUUGUCAAGAUAUCCAGAAGAACCACAAGCUCUAGAAUCUAUGUGACUUUGUCUGCCACGAAAUACACCCCUGUACAGUAUUUUUAUUUUCAUUUUGUGUACAGCUCAUGAAAUACUGAGCGCUCCCGGAGCUCUCCAGAGGAUAAGGAGAGGCUCACCUUUUAAAUGUGCCCCCUUUGCUCAAGUGAGAAUUGUACAUGUAAGCUCCAUAAGAUUGUCCGCACAAUUCAAUUCGUAUAUAUAAAUAAUACCAUAUAAGUAAUGCAAGUCUUAGAUGGUA
Messenger RNA from Sorghum bicolor (sorghum), 1406 nucleotides. Its product is annotated as lipase. The coding region runs from base 84 to 1172 and encodes 362 amino acids. Gene Ontology annotation, biological process: lipid metabolic process. The record is from RefSeq and is a predicted model, not a curated record. Lineage: Eukaryota; Viridiplantae; Streptophyta; Magnoliopsida; Poales; Poaceae. The transcript has 10 exons.